CCCGGACACUGAGUCCAGAGCCUCACCCACGCAUGCGUCGCGGGUUCAGCAUCCUCUGCGCUGACCAGCUCAGUGGAAUUAACCACACAUCACCUACCAGACGAACGUUCUCUCCUCUUUCUUCCACAGGUGCAGGCUGCCAGUGCUGUGACUGCUCCAGGGUGUUGGUCAGUGGAGCUGCAGACGACUGGUCAGUGGGUGUCUGUCUGGCCUGUCUGUCUGUCUGUUUGGGUGAGCAGGACAGGAGGAGCCAUGGCUAACAGGGGACCCAGUUACGGGCUGAGCAAGGAGGUGCAGGAGAAGAUAGAGCUGAAGUAUGAUCUGGACCUGGAGGCCCGGCUGGUGGAAUGGAUCGUAGCUCAGUGUGGGGGGAACCUGGAGAGACCACAGCCAGGCAGACAGAACUUCCAGACCUGGCUGAUGGAUGGAACAAUUCUGUGUAGGCUCAUCAAUAGCCUGUACCCGCGUGGUAAUGAGCCCAUCAAGAAGAUUCUGGAGACCCAGAUGGCCUUUAAGCAGAUGGAGAAGAUCUCCCAGUUCCUGCAGGCUGCCGAGGCCUACGGAGUAAUCUCUACAGACAUCUUCCAGACAGUGGACCUGUGGGAAGGGCAGGACAUGGCUGCGGUGCAGAGAACCUUGAUGGCCCUAGGAAGUGUUGCCCUCACCAAGGACGACGGACAUUACCGUGGCGACCGAGACUGGUUCCACAGGAAAGCUCAGGGUUACCGGCGGGAGUUCUCUGAGGACCAGCUUCGUCAGGGCCAGAGUCUGAUUGGUCUACAGAUGGGCAGCAACCGUGGGGCCUCGCAGUCUGGCAUGACGGGCUACGGAUCGCACCGCCAGAUCAUGUAGAGACACCAGCCAGCUGCUCAGCCAGCUGCUAGCCACUCCCUAGCCUGGCGGUGUACUCCAGUUACUGGACCUCCAGAAGAGAGCUCCACCACACUUCCUGAACCUCAUGAAAUGACCCAACCCCUUUUCCCCCUUCCAGAGCAACACCAGCCAUUCAUUCAUACAUACAUAUAUACAUACAUACAUACAUACAUACAUACAUAUACAUAUAUACAUACAUACAUACAUAUACAUACAUACAUAUACAUACAUACAUACAUACAUACAUACAUACACAUACACACAUUUCUAAUGUUCGUCCCCAACACCCAAAAAGGGUGCUCUAUAUACCCCAACCACACCAUGAUUCCUACAGACCUCAGUAGUUUCUGCUUACCCCACACCCACUCUCCAGUCCUCCUUGGUCCUGCUCUCUCCAUCCAUAUAGUCCUGCUCUCUCCAUCCAUGCAGUCCUGCUCUCUCCAUCCAUGCAGUCCUUCUACAAAAGUUGUCCUUCUACAAAACAAGCAAAUAGUAUUUUACACUACUAUCAAAUAUAAGAGCAAGACCAUGUUAUAGUAUGUUACAUAUUUUAAUUAUUUAACGCUUUAUUUGUUUGUUUGUAUGUACAGUAAGUGUGUCUGAGUCAUUGUAUAGUCAUGGAGGGUUUGCUAUACCUCAUGAGAUGUUUCAUGUAUAACCGAAUGGAACUCAAUGAGCGAUGAUGCCUCUGCUGUCUUGUGUUAAUUAUGUGAAGACUUUGCAGUAACUGCUGUAACCAAAUGACCAUCACGUUGUGCCUGGUUAAUACAGCAAACAGACAUUAAACUAUGCCUUAUAUAAGAAAUGUCACCCAUCAUAAUGCAGAGGAAUUCAAAGGCAUGUUUUCAGUUCUGUUUUUUGACAAACAUUCUGUGCUGUGGAUUUAUAACAUAUGUGUAAUUAUAAUGUAUGUACUGGAUGUGUCCAUGUGUGUUUCAGCCAAUCCCAUGAUUGUUGAAGAGCAGUGGUGGAAAAAGUACUUAAUUGUCAUACAUGAGUAAAAGUAAAGAUACCUUAAUAGAAAAUGACUCCAGUAAUAGUGAAAUUCACCCAAUGAAAUACUACUUGAGUAAAAGUCUAAAAGUAAUUGGUUUUAAGUAUACUUAAGUUUUAAAAGUAAAUGUAAUUGCUAAAAUAUACUUGAGUAUCAAAAGUAAACGUAUAAAUCAUUUCAAAUUCCUUAUUUAAACAAACCCGAAGGCACCAUUUUCUUUUCUUUUUUAUUUACGGAUAGACAGGGGCACACUCCAACACUCAGACAUAAUUUACAACAAAGCAUGUGUGUUUAAUGAGUCCACCAGAUCAGAGGCAGUAGGGGAUAAGUAUGUGAAUUGGACCAUUUUCCUUUCCUGCUAAGUAUUCAAAAUGUAACGAGUACUUUUGGUAAAAGUAAAAGUUGUCCAAAAUAUCUAAAGUAAAGUACAGAUACCCCCAAAAAUGAAUUAAGUAGUACAUUGAAGUAUUUUUACUUAAGUACUUUACACCACUGUUAUAGAGCCAUCUUGUAUGAAAGUGACACAAGGAUCAUUCUGUUCCUGGCCUGAUAAUGCUUGUUUAUAUAUUUUUAAAUAUAAUUUGUCAUGUUUACAUUAAGAAAUAUGUUUAUAUCUGAAAUCUUGUGUGUAGAGAAUAUGACAAAUCCAUGGAUAAAAACUGAUUCUGGAAAAAUCUA
Messenger RNA from Salvelinus fontinalis (brook trout), 2545 nucleotides. Its product is annotated as transgelin-3-like. Bases 253 to 852 code for a protein of 199 amino acids. The transcript is spliced from 5 exons. The record is from RefSeq and is a predicted model, not a curated record. Gene Ontology annotation, molecular function: protein binding. NCBI's taxonomy places the organism in Eukaryota, Metazoa, Chordata, Actinopteri, Salmoniformes, Salmonidae.